Molecule: messenger RNA, 2362 nt
Organism: Sander lucioperca (pikeperch)
Lineage: Eukaryota; Metazoa; Chordata; Actinopteri; Perciformes; Percidae
Gene: pex11b
Product: peroxisomal biogenesis factor 11 beta
Exons: 4
Coding region: 215-970 (251 amino acids)
Biological process (GO): regulation of peroxisome size; peroxisome fission
Cellular component (GO): peroxisomal membrane
Source: RefSeq, a predicted model, not a curated record
GAAGCGAGUCAUAUCUGGACUUGUAAUCUUCUUAUAUACUGUCUAUGGUAAUAGUUGAUCUGUUGUGAUCUGUCUCUAAGACAUCAUGAGCUGUCCUCACAGGACUCAGUCUGGACUCAGUACACCUAGUCAACAGGUGCUGACAUAAACAGGUAGCAGGGGGGAGCUAAGUGGUUCAACAGCAGCUGUUCCAGGCCCAGAUCAAGCAGCCAGUAUGGACUCCUGGGUUCGGUUUAACGCCCAGAGCCAGGCCAAGGAGAGAGUCAUUAGGGCGGCUCAAUAUGCCUGCACUCUGCUGGGCUACACGCUGCAGAAGGGCGGGGCAGCAGCUGAACUGCGUAAAACCGUCAGUCAGCUGGAAGCACACAUGAGCCUAUCGAGAAAGUUGCUGCGCCUGGGAAACUCUGUGGAGGCGCUGGAAGCUGCCAAGAGGGCCAUCCAUCUUUCUGACAGCGUGCUGAGGCUCUGCCUGACAAUCGGCCACCUCAACAGAGCCAUGUACUUUGCCUGUGACAACGUCCUGUGGGCUGGAAAAACUGGCCUCGUCUCCAAACUGGACCAGCACAAGUGGAGUCAGAGAUCUUUCAGGUACUACCUCUUUGCUCUGAUCCUCAACCUGACUCGGGAUGUCUAUGAGCUGCGCCUCCUCAUUGAGUGUGAAGCACGUUACAGAGCUGCCAGAUCGCCACCCUCACCCAGCCCCACCCUGCCCACUGACCACUUGUUGUCCCCCUCCACACCUGAUAUGUUGGCUUGGCUCCGCAGACAGCUCCACCUGCUGGUGACGGUGCUGUACAGCAACCCGCCACUGCUGCUGGACCUGUUGAAGAACAGCUGCGAUAUCUUCAUCCCACUGGACCGGCUGGGGAUUUACCCUACAGGGCAAGGCUUUGUCGGGGCCUGUGGCCUGGCCUCCUCUGUCCUCUCCAUCCUCACCAUGGUCCAUCCCUGGCUCAAGCUUAAGCCAUGAACCCAGAUACACAGUGGAGGGGUCCAUCUGAGGAGCUACGAGGAGGACUCAGAUGAGAAUCUAACGGAGCUAACAAACCCUCAUCAUUCUGUAAAUGCAGCAGGUGCUAGUGACUGGUAUCACAUUUUGGAAUAGUGGCAGGGCAACAAAAUCCUUCAAAUAUCCUCAAACAGGUUGCAUCCACGAGGAGUGUCUUCCACUCUGCAUUACAUACGGCUUACACUGAUUAACAGCUCACAGCUUAUUACUGACCUGCAUGUUUGAACUGAUCAAAGUUACGACGUCAUGCUUUAGAUGAAAGUUGUGACCCAGCAGUGUAGCAGUGCUGCACAGACCCCCCACUCACAAAGCUAACCCUCAUCCAUUAAGUCAUUCUACAUGUCAGUCCUGAGUCAUCAAACUCACCUGGUGGUAGGGAGGCUUCUUAGUGACCUACUUGAUUUACCCCUACAUAGAUGGGUCAUGUUGCCUACCCUUGGUGUUGGCCUCAGUUAAUUUAGUCAACAAAUAAACACAGACAGAAACUAAAGCCAAGAAUUCUUUAGUGAUGAGGGUUAUCAUUGUUCACAGUUUUAACAAACGGUUACUGACUAUCAGCAGCACGCAACUUUCACAUGACCGUGUCUCUACUCUCUCCUCUUGCGUCUCCCCUCUGACAGGCUCAUAUUAGAUAAGACCCACCAUCUUGAUGUUUGACAACCAAUCAAAAUGAGGGAUCAACAUGCAAGGUUUUGGCGACAUAAUUGAUGGAGGCCGCAGCAUGCUGCCUUUUGGUCAUGUUGUAAAAUAGCUUUUUAAAUUGUGUACCUUCAAAAGGUCAGUGACUUCCAUCAACUGUUGAGAGUACAAAGCUGAAGCAUUUGAUUCUAAAGCCAAAACACAAUGCCUUAGGAGGACAAAUAUUUCAAUUGUCAUGUUAUACCAAAUUGUGUUGCAUGUUGUAGCAGGCCCAAGGGAAGAUUCAAUAGGGAGAAUAGAAUCCUGUCAUUGAUCUGGACUACACCCAUUCUCUUUUGUCCCCAUGUGGUAUACAGUACAUUGGUCUUCACCCUUUGUCAGUUUGUCUAUUUGUCAAGUGAGUGCCGGUGUGAGAAGAGAACACCUUCCCAGUUUAACAUGUAAAUAGGAAAAAACUGAAAUGUCUCCCGUACUCAGAUGAACAAAUGCAUAUUUUCUGACCUAGAAUCUGAAAUAUCACUGCUUGUGUUGUUACAUUCUGUUUGGACUUAAUGAUCUAAUUAUGAUGAUUCUUUUUUUUUAAAUAACAUUCUGUCACCCGUAUCACUUUUCGGCAGUAAGCAUCUACAGUAUGUUGUCAUUUGGGAACCUCGACCCAAAUAUGUCAGAUACCAUCAGGCAAAUUUUACACCCAUAUAAAAUUGUGUGCUGAAA